Messenger RNA from Wyeomyia smithii (pitcher-plant mosquito), 2313 nucleotides. Its product is annotated as serine protease inhibitor 2-like. The record is from RefSeq and is a predicted model, not a curated record. The transcript is spliced from 11 exons. Gene Ontology annotation, molecular function: serine-type endopeptidase inhibitor activity. NCBI's taxonomy places the organism in Eukaryota, Metazoa, Arthropoda, Insecta, Diptera, Culicidae. The coding region runs from base 120 to 2180 and encodes 686 amino acids.
UUAAAAUUGUUGCUAAAAUCUUCAUUGAAUCCAGCAAAAAAUACCAGAUUAUUUUGGAUCAUUAUUAUAAAACAACUGUGGAUAAAGUUCCGUUUUCCACACCCCAGAAGGCAGCCGAUAUGAUUAAUCAAUGGGUGUCAGAUAACACCCAAGGUCGAAUCCAGGAACUCGUCAGCGCUGAUGGCGUCGAUGGAGCUGUGAUCACUCUGAUCAAUGCUAUCUAUUUCAAGGGUCUUUGGACUUACCCAUUCCCAGAGAACGGACCACAACGAAAGUUCUAUGGUUCGCAGAAACAAAUUGAUACCCUCUAUAUGGAGCAAAGCGGCCAAUUCUACUACGAAAAUUCUAGUACUCUCAACGCACAACUUUUGCGGUUACCUUUUCGAGGAGGAAAAUUCGCGAUGUAUUUUAUGCUUCCUCACCAGGGCGGUUCCAUCAACGAUCUUCUUAGCCGCAUAAAUUCUAAUGCCACCACUUUGCAUCAGGCUCUUCGGUACAUGGAUGAGACUGAGAUGAAUGUUAUCAUUCCCAAAUUCAAGUUCGGUUUCUCCGAAGAACUAAGUCAGCCUCUGAAAGAUAUUGGAAUCCGUGAGGUGUUUUUACAGCGUGCUUCACUGCCAUUGUUUGCACGCUCAACGAGCAAUACGGUUCGCGUUUCACGAGUAUUUCAGAAGGUCGAAAUUAUCAUUAAUGAAUUGGGAAGCGAAGCGUAUACCACAACAAAAAUGCAACUGGAAACCGAAUCCGAUGGUGACGAAACUCAUAAUUUCAACGCAAAUCGGCCGUUUCUUUUCUUUAUGGAAAAUGAACAGAACGGCACGCUCCUUUUUGCUGGAAAAGUAGAAAUACCAACUCUACGAAAGGCACAAAAUUGGGAAAACCCCAAUCGUCGCAAUCGUUCUCGGCUUCGAGCUGCGUUUAGUUUCCACCGAAUACCGACUGCGGUAAGACUCAGCCGACGUCCGAAGAAGAUGAACGUGCCUGUUGUGAUAUUUUGCUGUAUUCUGUCAGCAACGCCAAUGUUUGUCACUGAACGCUUCACGGGUAAAAGACAUGUUGAUUUCGAUUGGAGACUCACAAAGCGAUUUUUCGAAGAUCUAAAAUCGAAUGCAGUAAUUUCACCAUUCUCGGUGAAAAUUUUGUUGACAUUGCUAUAUGAAGCCACUGGAGAGGUAACUGGUGUUUUCGAUACAGCGACUGCAAGGGAACUGCGAAAGAUUCAUAAUCCUAGCGGAGAUCUCAAAGUGAUCCGAACUCUGUACCGUUCGCUAUUGAAUUCGGCUCUGGGAGACAAUCCAGAUUUUGAUUUUAAAAUUGCUACCAAAAUCUUCGUGGAUGAAUUCAUCAAUGUCGUCAAUAAAUACCAGGUUACUUCGGAUCAUUUUUAUAAUGUGACCGCGGACAAAGUUCCGUUCUCCAACCCAAAAAAGGCAGCCGAUAUCAUUAACCAGUGGGUGUCGGAUAACACCAGAGGUAGAAUUCAGGAACUUGUCAGCGCUGAUGGCGUCGACGGAGCUGUGAUCACUCUGAUCAAUGCUAUCUAUUUUAAGGGUCUUUGGACUUACCCAUUCCCAGAGAACGGCCCACGGCGAGAGUUCUACGGUUCAACUAAACAAAUCGAUACCGCCUAUAUGGAGCAAAACGGUCAGUUCUACUAUGACGAUUCCAGUACUCUCAACGCACAACUUUUGCGGUUACCUUAUCAGGGAGAAAAGUUCGCCAUGUAUUUUAUUCUGCCUCACCAAGACAGUUCAAUCAACGAUGUUCUUAGUCGCAUUAAUUCAACCAGUUUGCAUCAGGCUAUCUGGUACAUGGAUGAGACUGAGGUGAAUGUUACCAUUCCCAAGUUCAAGUUCGAAUUCUCCGGAGAACUAAGUCAGCCGCUACAAGAUAUUGGAAUCCGGGAGAUUUUUUCACAGCGUGCUUCACUGCCCCUGCUUGCGCGUGGAAGAGGUACAAUGGACCAAAUUCGUGUUUCGCGCGUGUUUCAAAAGGCCGGCAUUGUCGUCAACGAACUGGGAAGCAAAGCUUAUGCUGAAACCGAAAUGCACCUGGUAAACGAAUUCGGCGAUAAUAGAACUCAAAUUUUCAACGCAAAUCGGCCGUUUCUAUUCUUUAUUGAGGAUGAAGACUUCGGCACGCUUCUUUUUGCAGGAAAAGUAGAAUUACCCACCCUAUAGAAAUGAAAACUUACCCCUCCGAUUAGACAGUGAAUCUGUGAGAUAAUUGCGGACGACUUCGUGGGAACUUUUUUCUGGAUCAAAUUGAGUGAUAUAACUUUUAUUAAUAAAAACCUAAUGUGAUUUAGCCUGA